AUGGAGAGGAUCUUCAAGUACGCCAAUUGCAGCCCUGCAUGCUUCGUGCUGGCGUAUAUCUAUGUGGAGAAGAUGGUGGAGCGGCAUGAUGACAUGGUGGUGACGUCACUCAAUGUGCAUCGCCUGCUCAUCACAUCCGUCAUGGUCGCCGCGAAGUUUCUCGAUGACUCGUACUUCAACAAUGCGUACUACGCCAAAGUCGGCGGAGUCACAACUGCCGAGAUGAACCGUCUGGAGAUGCAGCUACUCUUCCGCCUGGACUUCCGCAUGAACGUUACAACGGAAGCCUUCUACGCGUACUGCAAGAAGCUUGAAGCGGAGCUGUGGCAGUCAGAGGUCGCCUUCGAUGCAGCUUCCCUCAUUGACAUGUCAGCACUCACAAUGUUGAAGAGUGCGCAUGGCAAUGUGGCUCGUACGCAUCCGUACGAGUGUCAAGCAGCGUACGAGAAGGGCGUACGGACACCGCCGCGAGAGGUCGAAUCAUACCGAUGCCCAGCUGUAACGGCUAGGGUGUUGCCUGAGUCGCCUUGA
Molecule: messenger RNA, 531 nt
Organism: Closterium sp. Yama58-4
Lineage: Eukaryota; Viridiplantae; Streptophyta; Zygnematophyceae; Desmidiales; Closteriaceae
Source: the annotation of a GenBank genome assembly